Molecule: messenger RNA, 4459 nt
Organism: Lepisosteus oculatus (spotted gar)
Lineage: Eukaryota; Metazoa; Chordata; Actinopteri; Semionotiformes; Lepisosteidae
Gene: dennd10
Product: DENN domain containing 10
Biological process (GO): regulation of early endosome to late endosome transport; protein transport
Cellular component (GO): late endosome
Molecular function (GO): small GTPase binding; guanyl-nucleotide exchange factor activity
Source: RefSeq, a predicted model, not a curated record
AAAAUGUUUUCCUCGAUACGCGGUUGAAAUCGUAUUUACUGGAAUGAAUGUACAUUUUACAAGUAUAUAUUAAUUGAUGACAUUGCAGUUUUGCGUGAAGAUGUCGUAAGGUAUUUUUUCAUUGUUUUAGUUGUUAUAAAUCUUCCAGCGCAGAGGGGGGUGGCGAAAGAUGGCUGCAGCUGAAACUCAGCUGAUGUUAAGCGUUGGACUGAUUGAGAGAGACACCAACGGCGAUGCCCUGUGGGUGUGGUGCUACCCCUCGGUCGGCCCCGAGCUGCGGGAGCUCCUGCUCGGGAAGUGCUGCCUGACCAGGGAGAGCCUCGCCCUCCACACCUUUGUGUUCGGCCAGUUCCGCAGGACGUGGUACUACAUCACCACCGCGGAGGUGCAGGAGCCCACCGGCCUGCAGAAGGUCACCCAUUUUUCAAUAGUGCUUACAGCAAAAGACUUCAACCCUGAGAAGUAUGCUGCCUUUAGCAGAGUGCUCUGCAGGAUAUACAUUAAAUAUAGCAGUCCUGUCAAGAUGAUGGAAGGCUACAUUGCUGUACUCACCAAAGGCAUCUGUCAGAGUGAUGAGAAUGGCUCUUUUCUCAUUAAGGACUAUGAUGUCAGAAAGGCUUACCUUGCAGGUUCUAUAAAAGAUGUGGUAUUUCAGUUUGGAAUGGAAACCAUUAUCCUUUACACUGCUCUGAUGUUGAAAAAGAGGAUUGUGGUCCACCAUCCUCGAAUUGAAGCACUCCAGGAGUUCACAAGGGCCCUCCCAGCACUGACAUGGCAUCGAAAGGACUGGUCCAUCCUUCAUCCUUACGUAGACCUUAACAAUUAUGAACUGGAAGCCUUACAAAUGUGCACAGGUUAUGUAGCAGGAUUCAUUGAUCCAGAAGUAAGCAAUAGAUCUGAUCUGUAUGAUGUUUAUGUUAAUCUGCCUGAUAGUGAAAUCAGAAUUUCGCCACAAGCAAAAGAGGCGAUGACAAUGGGAAAACUCCACAAAGACAUUGGGCAGCUCAUCGUUCAGGCUGCAGAGGACGCUGACAGAACUGACAGUCAGGUUAUUAAGGACAUUGCAGUCAAAACCAGAGAGAUUCUUACCAACUUGGCAUCUCUGGCAGAAGAAAGCGAGAAUUCCAAGAUCACUUUGGAGACCUUGAGGCAGCGGCGCUUCCCCCCGGCAACAGAGAACUUCCUGUAUCACCUAGCAGCAGCCGAGCAGCUUCUGCAGAUCUGACACUUUCAUCUCGCUUUUCCACAGCCAUAUGGCAGGCGCCAGGGGACCCAGGUCCAUUCAGUCAAGCAGUUGAAACCGUUUUAUAUGAUGUAGCCUCAGUUAGAAAGCAAGGUUCAAGAAACAAAAGCUUCAGCAUUUAACACCAAUGUUUAAAUGUUUGUUAAUGGAUGCAUUUCCAUUUUGCAGAGCAUUCCUCUCUGCUCCAUUGACAGAUGGGGGGGCUUCUUUUCGAUUUCCAUCAUCUCUUGUUUUUCUGUUUUACAAAACGGAAAAUACUUUGCUUAGCAGAAUUGAUCCAGUGACAAGUAAGACCUGUUCAAUCUCGGACUGCCGUUAAUUUUCGUGAGACACGUUCUCCUGACACAAAAAUAAAGAACUGUUAGGAGUUAAAGCUCUUCUUUUUAACUUGCUGUAAUACAAAGAAAUGAGAGCUUUUUCUCCCCUUGCAGCAAAGAAGUAAAAUGCAGCCUGUAGCCAAAGGGCAUGAAAUAAUAAGCAGAUUUUUUUCUUUUUUUCAAUUGAUCUCUUUAAGUGUGUGCAUAAGUCUACAUAAGAACAAUUCUGGGGUGACUUACAGCAGAAGUGAUUUUUACAGAAAUGAACUACACACUAUUUCAAUUGUUUGAUAGUCUGAGUAUCUGACACUUAAUUGUUGUACCGAAAACGACAGUACAAACAAAAUUAUUUGAUUGGGGUUGGGGAAAUGAGGAAGAGCUUUGGAGAUCGGCAAUUUUGAAAGUAUCUAGGUGGCAAACAGUGCUUUUUGCAGUCAGUGUGUCUCAACUUACGCUCCUAAUAAAGACCAUUUAUCCCAGUGAUAAACAUGCCUGGAUAGGUGUGCCUUCUGCCUUUUGUCUCACACUUUGAAUUAAGUGAACUCUGUCUUCUUAUUACAAGUAAUCGUAAGCAUGCUUUGCAAGUCCUUCUCAUUGACUACUCAAAGUCAACUAUUAACCCCAUAGGACUGAUGCCUUGUAUUCAACCCCUAUCAGUGUCUGAUUAAAAUAACAUCGGUUGACAGUACAAAUUCAGACAUAUCGUGUUUCAAUACAAAUACUGUCCUCCUUAGCUCCACCAUCCAUUCUUGAUUUAGAAAUUAGACUGCCAUUUGAAGCAAUUUAAUCUGACAAGUAUCAAAAAUUAAAAUUAAACUACCUUUCUUCUUUAAAACUGGGUUCUAGUUUCUAAUGCAAUUUCAAUUAAUGUAAUAGUUAUUUACAGAUGAAAUUGCAAUUAACAAAAUCUCAUUUAAAGUUGUUCAAAAAAGCUUGAGUGCCAACUUUUCCCCCCCCCCACAAAGUACAGUUUAUUUUAGCAUAAAACAGAUUACUACAUGGCAAUUGUAGUCAGUGUGAAAGUCUUUGGCUACAUUGGUAGUUAUUAAAUGCUAGCUAUGUGUUUAAAUAAGAGACUAAUUUAUGAAGAAAGGAUUUUGUAUUUUUUAUAUAAUCAGUACCUUGUUACAUUUAGAUGGACCUAUCUUGUUUUUGUAAAAUCAUUAUUUUUUAUAUGUAAAGUGCUUUGGGAUCCUUUUGGAUAAAAAAGCACUAUAAAUUGUAAGAAUAUUAAUAAUCAUCAUUACCAUUAUGAUAAUUUUAAAAUGAGCUUGUCAAACAUCUUAACAAAACUCAUGGCAAUUCAUGCCACUAGAACGGUUUCUGACCUGCCAAAUUUAAGAAUGUUUCCUAAUGAAUGAUGUCAAUACUAACCUUAUAAUAAAAAUACAAAAUGUAAUACAUUUCUUUCCUGUGUUAAAACACAAGAAUGAGAUGUUUGUUACUUAAAGUGGGGUUAAAAAAGGCAUACUGAUAUGAACUAUGUGCAGCAGCACAAACAAGCCACAAAGAAAAUUAACAAGAGGAAAAUAAAAAUGAAUACAAAAAGAGAUCUGUACAGUAAUUCCAAAAAUGUUGAGUGAACAAAUGUACUGAAGAACUAUUCUUAGGCAUUUGAAUUCCUUUUCACCGGAAAACGUGAUUCCACUUGACAAAUCCCAAUGAAAUAAAUAAGAAACUAUUCCUGCAAGUAUAAUAGUAUAUCCCGUUUUUUGACAAAAGCCAUACACAUCUUGGGAAAGUAUAUGCAUUUCUUGAUAAGUAAGUACAUUUUCAUAAAGUACUAUGGUUUCUCUGAAAAAAAAAGCUGUUUUAUUUUCAGCACUUAUUCUAUUUAGUUCCAAAACUUUGCAGGUUCUUCCCAUCCAGUUUCCAGUACUGCAGCAUGCUACACAGUACUAUGAAUAGUUUGUCUGGUUUAACAUGACAUCUAUAAUGCACUGCUAUCUAUUGUUUUGAGGAGUACCCUUCCUUAAAGAAGGUUUAUGAAACCAAACAAACUCCUGUUGCACUCUAAAUCAUCAUUUAAAAAAAUAACAUUUCAGUUUGGCAAUUUAAUGUGCAUUAUUGUUAACAAUUAUUCAUUUGACAAUGGAACUAAUAAGGGGAAAUUAAGCUUUUCCACUGAUCAUAUAUAUUUACAGGUUUGUAACUGAACUGCUAAUGAAAACAAGAAUAACAGUCUUGAACAGAAAAAUAGGCUAACUUCACAAGCCAAAUGUAGUAUUUAUUUUAGGUUUGCAAGUCAAAUUUCACCAGAGGGCUAAAAAAUACUCAAUCUAAAAUUGUUUAUAGAGUUUAAUUUGUUUUAUAAAAGAAGACUUACAGCUUUACUUUUAAACCAUGCUUCACUAAUUUUGAACUAAACUGUUCCCCUUUCUACAGCUGACAGAGAUAGUGAUUUUGUGCACAGGAUUUGUUAAUAUGAGUAUGGUGCUAAAUGACUGUUCUGAAUUGAUUAGUUAGAAGUGAUGAGGUAUUUAAAUCACAGUGCCAAUACACUGCAAUAUUUUUCAGUAACCCAAAGGCUCAUUUAAAUACAUAUGCCUAAUACGAAUGCUACAUGAUGUUUCUGUGUAUCCAUCAUUAAUGUUGUAUACUUCUGUCACUAAUAUUAGUAUUAUGUUAUAUACAAUAUGUACAGUAUAUUGUACAGUUUGCAGGUCCCUUCAUCAAGAAAAUGUAGGGGUUAGAAAACACAGCAAAACUGGAUGUGUGAUCAAGAAAGUGUAAAUAAACAUUUUUUUAUUUUGUUUUAGAUGACGAGCUGUGAGUUUAAGAAUACAGAGUAAUUGUCUAUGUACCACUAUGUUAAAGUCAGCAGUAUGGUGAACCAAGUUCCCAAGUUCAAUUAAAAACUGUCCGAGAUGAUCAGACAUAAUAAACAAGAACUGAUUUA